This is a messenger RNA of Lolium perenne, 966 nucleotides long. NCBI's taxonomy places the organism in Eukaryota, Viridiplantae, Streptophyta, Magnoliopsida, Poales, Poaceae. The record is from RefSeq and is a predicted model, not a curated record.
AUGGGUCAGCUAUCAUCGGAGGGACGGUCGGUCGGCCGGGUCAGUUAUGUGCUGGUCGAGCCGGACCAGCACCUAACCCUAACCACCACGCGCCUCCCCGAGCCCGAGCUCCCGCCUGCCGUCGCCGCCUCCCGCCUGCCCGCCGCCGUCUGCGCCUCCCGAGCAGCCCACCCGCCGUCGCUCGCGCCUCCCGAGCCGCUGCCCGCCGCCAUCUCCUCACCGCGACGCCGCUCGCGCCUUACCCCACCCCCGCCGCCCUCCCCGGCUCCUCCUCCAACUCGCGCCGCUGCCGCCUCCACCUCUCCCCGAGCUCCCCUCCACCUCACGCCGCCGCCAGCAGCCGCUCUCCUCCUCCUCACGCCCCCGCCCGCCGUCCCCUGGACGGCCUCCUCCUCGCGCCCCCGCCCACCGAGCUCCCUGGCCGGCCUCCUCCUCGCGCCCCCGCCCACGCCAAUCAUGUCUAGGGCCCACCCGAUGUGGUUGUAUUCGGGCCCCAAGGAUGAGACCAGAGUAAUUGUUGCUGAAUUAUCCGAGAAAGAGCUGCUUGAUGAAGUCAGGCGCCUUACUCUCUUUAGCCAAGAAGAUUCGAUCCCACUGAUAUUUCCCCAGCCACCGUUUGAUUCUGACCACCCACCAACUGAGGAUUUGCGAGCCGUUAUCUCUUCUCUGGAGGCCUUCGCCUCCCAAUAUACUUCUCUUGAAGCUGACAAAACCCGGCUGCAAAAGGAGGUCGAGUCUUCUUCUUCAAAGUUGGAGGGCGCAAUUAAAAUUGCUGCUGAGGCACGCCAGGAGGUCGAUUCCUUGAGGGAUGAACUCGAGGAGCUAAAGAGGAAGCUGAAGGAUGAAGAAACGUCCAAGCUUGCUACCGAAGCUCAAAUGAAUGAAAGGAUGAUCUUCUUCGCCAAUCUGUUUUGGCUUUGCUCAGUAAUUCUCAUUUGGCUUUCUUCUCAAUUUUCACUUUGCUGA